AUGUCGGAAAUUGAAAGGGUCAAUGCUUUAAGAUUUCGCGCUUUACUCAAAUUCGUCCGUGAAUUUUACAAAAAUAUUUCUCUGUUCUAUUUUCUUCCUCCAUUUACAUCAACACGAGACAUCACAUGUGUUUCCAUAACUCAUCCACGACGACAGCGAUAUUUCACUAACAAAAAAAUAUCUCAUUGUGGUGUUUUCGUCAGGGGUUUGGAAUUUAUUUUCUUUACGUGA
Messenger RNA from Clunio marinus, 231 nucleotides. The record is from the annotation of a GenBank genome assembly. NCBI's taxonomy places the organism in Eukaryota, Metazoa, Arthropoda, Insecta, Diptera, Chironomidae.